Sphaerulina musiva SO2202 is the source of this 2110-nucleotide messenger RNA. RefSeq names its product amino acid transporter. Gene Ontology annotation, molecular function: transmembrane transporter activity. The record is from RefSeq and is a predicted model, not a curated record. NCBI's taxonomy places the organism in Eukaryota, Fungi, Ascomycota, Dothideomycetes, Mycosphaerellales, Mycosphaerellaceae. Bases 272 to 1987 code for a protein of 571 amino acids. The transcript is spliced from 2 exons. Gene Ontology annotation, biological process: transmembrane transport. Gene Ontology annotation, cellular component: membrane.
GCGAAUACAGCGCUUCGCGAUGUGGAGUAUUCCAUGAUCUACUACUUCACGCGAUGCAAAUGCAAGACCUGAUGGUCAUUGGUCUUACCACUGUUUUCGACGUUCUCGUCCCCUUGAUGCACAGCGUCUUCAGCUUUGCCGCGCAGGCGUGAUGGGAGCCUUGAAUAAAAGUCAGCGUCAACCCCCUAACCUCUGAGGGCAGUCCCAAAGCCAGAAGAGGGCGACCAGAAGCAGAGAUAGCAGAAGAAGUGGAAGAGACAGAUUGCCCACCAUGAACAACAUGUUCGAACAGCAGGACAGGGGCAUGCACGCCAAUACGCAUUCGACUUCAAUCAUGGCAAUGCCAGUGUCGAAAUAUACAUCUCGAAAGAACAGUCGACAUGAUGUGCGAGAGUUGUCGGAGGUAUCUCCUGGGGGCUCAAAGGGGCCAAAGGAGAUUCAGGCGGAGCUGGACGAGUUGGACGACCUCGCGACGGACCUGUCCGAUCCUGGGAGAAUGACAUCCUUCGACGUUCGGGAUAUGAGCCGUAUGGGAAAGCGACAAGAGAUGCGCAGAGUGUUCCGACAAUUCUCAAUCUUGUCGCUCACCACGGUGAUCAUGGCUUCUUGGGAAUUCUUGUUGACGGCAAAUACCCAAGGAUUGGUCGAUGGCGGGAGAGCUGGUUUAUUCUGGAGCUACCUUUGGACGCUGUGCGGCUUCGGAAUGGUCAUUGCGAGCAUGGCAGAGAUGGCCAGCAUGGCUCCCACAAGCGGAGGACAAUAUCACUGGGUUUCGGAGUUUGGGCCAGAAAAGUACCAGAAAUUCCUCAGCUACACCACGGGCUGGCUGUCGACCAUGUCAUACCAAGCGGGGAAUGCCUCCGGCUUCUUCCUCGCGGGCACCAUCAUCCAAAGUCUAGCGAUGGUCAACUAUCCAGAGUACGCAGCUCCGAAUUGGCAGAGCACAAUGUGCGUCCUGGGCGUGGUCCUAGUCUCUGGGAUCUUCAAUAUCUUCUUCACUCGCUUUCUCCCCAUCCUCAACAAUAUCACCAUGGUGGUGCACCUUACCGGCUUUGUCGCGGUCGUUGUGGUGUUAUGGGUUCUCGCGCCCCAUCCUCCCGCCUAUGAUGUGCUUAUGGACUUCCAGAAUUCGGGAGGAUGGCCAACGACAGGCCUGAGCUUGAUGGUAGGGCAGAUCAGCGCCAUUGCCGCGCUGGGCUGUUCGGAUGCGGCAGCCCACAUGUCGGAGGAAGUGAGUGAUGCAGGCCUCUCGGUGCCGCGCUCCAUGAUGUGGACCUUCUACAUCAACGGCUCGACCGGCUUAGUGUUUCUGAUUUCCGUAUUGUUCGCCAUUCCAUCCGUCACGGAUGCGUUGAAUGACCCCACCGGCUAUCCCUUCUUCUACAUCUUCAAGCUGGCCAUGCCUGACACGAAUAUCGGCACCAAUAUCUUGACAGUGCUGACCGUCUGGACGUUGAUGGUCGGUAACGUGUCAUUCACCGCAUCAUGCGCGCGGCAAGCCUGGAGUCUGGCGCGAGACCGAGGACUGCCCUGUUCGACUUGGAUCUCUCGCAUGGACAGCAGAGUGCACAUUCCCGUCAAUGCCACCUGCAUCACACUCGUCAUCACCAUCUUGCUCUCGCUCAUCAAUCUGGGCUCGAACGCGGCCUUCAAUGCGAUCUUGUCACUCCAGCUGUCCGCGCUGAUGGCUUCGUACGCCAUCUGCAUUACCUGUAUGGUCUGGAAACGACUGCGCGACCCAACCUCACUGCCCCAGGCGCGAUGGUCCUUGGGCAAGCUCGGCUUGCCCAUCAAUGUGGUUGCAAUGUGCUAUUCAACGUUCGCAUGUUUCUGGACUUUCUGGCCAAACAGCACGCCAGUUGAUGCGGCAUCGUUCAAUUGGGCACCUGUGAUCUUUGUGCUUGUCAUGAUGUUUGCCAUGGUCACAUAUGCAUUGCAGGGUCGACACCAGUUCGAUGGGCCUGUCGCUCUGGUGAAGAGGGGUUGACUUGUUUUGGAUCCAGUCGAACUAUAUUGUACCAACGACUAUGUUGUAAGGUAACAACGAGUAGCACGAAUUCCAUUCCGAUAUUCAGUAAAAGUACAUGUAGACCAAUACCAUUAAUAUUGG